This is a messenger RNA of Silurus meridionalis, 3480 nucleotides long. Its product is annotated as tyrosine-protein kinase fyna. Gene Ontology annotation, molecular function: ATP binding; signaling receptor binding; non-membrane spanning protein tyrosine kinase activity. Lineage: Eukaryota; Metazoa; Chordata; Actinopteri; Siluriformes; Siluridae. Gene Ontology annotation, biological process: innate immune response; protein phosphorylation; T cell receptor signaling pathway. The record is from RefSeq and is a predicted model, not a curated record. Gene Ontology annotation, cellular component: extrinsic component of cytoplasmic side of plasma membrane. Bases 348 to 1964 code for a protein of 538 amino acids. The transcript has 13 exons.
GUACGUCAAUCACAGCCUCGGUCUCCUCGCCGACGUCUGUUCCAUUUCGGCGACGGGGAGCAGCCCCAAGAGCGCGUUCACAGGCUGCGGUGUGAUAUUUAUCUGGUUUUAUUUAUUUAUUUUUUUACCACUCCGGAAACCCGAUGGAAAUAACCGAAAUAUAACGGCAGAGAAAAACACAUAAUAAAUCCUCACCUCUUGUUGAUUCUACGCAGGAGUGAACGAGAUCGUUGUCCUGGCCUGGGUAUUUGAGAGGAGCCAAUCGUCGAUGUUCUUACUCCAUCUUUAAUUGAAUGGAAUGCAAAUACUCGGCUGUGGUGCCCCAGUGCUCGCCGCGAAUCUAGAUAAUGGGCUGUGUACAAUGUAAGGACAAAGAGGCAACUAAACUGACAGAUGAGAGAGAGACGAGUGUGUCUCAGCACGCUGGGUACCGCUAUGGGGCCAACCCAACACCCCAACACUACCCCAGCUUUGGGGUCACCGCCAUCCCCAACUACAACAACUUCCACGCGCCUGUCAGUCAGAACACAGUGACGGUGUUCGGCGGCGUGAACAGCUCGUCGCACUCGGGAACUCUGCGCUCACGUGGUGGAACAGGAGUUACACUCUUUGUAGCACUUUAUGAUUACGAGGCGAGGACGGAGGAUGAUCUCAGUUUUCGGAAAGGAGAAAAAUUCCAAAUUCUCAACAGCACGGAAGGAGACUGGUGGGAGGCUCGCUCCCUCACUACAGGUGGAACAGGAUACAUACCCAGCAAUUACGUGGCUCCAGUAGAUUCGAUCCAAGCCGAAGACUGGUACUUUGGGAAACUUGGCCGUAAGGAUGCAGAGAGGCAGCUGCUGUCUAAUGGAAACCCUCGGGGGACUUUUCUCAUCAGGGAAAGUGAAACCACUAAAGGAGCGUAUUCCUUAUCCAUACAGGACUGGGAUGACGUUAAGGGCGAUCAUGUGAAACACUAUAAGAUCCGUAAGCUUGACAACGGAGGCUACUACAUCACCACCCGGGCUCAGUUUGAGACUUUGCAACAGCUUGUUCACCAUUAUUCUGCGAGGGCUGCGGGACUAUGCUGUCGAUUGAUAGUCCCCUGCCAUAAAGGCAUGCCUCGCCUUGCUGAUUUGUCCGUCAAAACCAAAGACGUGUGGGAAAUCCCAAGAGAGUCGCUUCAGCUCAUCAAGCGCUUGGGGAAUGGUCAGUUCGGAGAGGUCUGGAUGGGUACUUGGAACGGCACCACGAAAGUGGCGGUGAAGACCUUGAAACCAGGCACCAUGUCCCCUGAGUCAUUCCUGGAGGAAGCUCAAAUCAUGAAGAAGCUGAGACAUGACAAGCUAGUACAGCUAUACGCUGUUGUCUCUGAAGAGCCCAUUUACAUCGUUACAGAAUAUAUGGGCAAAGGGAGUCUGCUGGACUUUUUGAAGGACGGUGAAGGACGGAGCCUGAAAUUACCAAACCUUGUAGACAUGGCAGCUCAGGUGGCUGCAGGCAUGGCUUACAUCGAGAGAAUGAAUUACAUCCACAGAGAUCUGAGAUCAGCCAACAUCCUCGUGGGCGACAGUUUAGUAUGCAAGAUCGCAGACUUUGGCCUGGCCAGGCUGAUAGAGGAUAAUGAAUACACAGCUAGACAAGGUGCCAAGUUCCCCAUUAAAUGGACGGCCCCCGAGGCCGCGCUGUACGGCCGGUUCACCAUUAAAUCAGACGUGUGGUCAUUUGGAAUACUGUUGACGGAAUUGGUGACCAAAGGACGCGUGCCAUAUCCAGGGAUGAAUAACCGGGAGGUUUUAGAGCAGGUGGAGCGUGGCUACAGGAUGCCGUGCCCUCAGGACUGUCCGAUCUCUCUGCACGAGCUCAUGCUGCAGUGCUGGAAGCGAGACCCCGAGGAAAGACCCACGUUUGAGUACCUGCAGGCGUUUUUGGAGGACUACUUCACUGCCACGGAGCCCCAGUACCAACCAGGGGACAACCUCUAAACCGCAAACAAACAAGCGAGAGCUUGAGAGAUCAAGCGAGCGUAUUUGUGCUUUAGUCUCGCAGAUUAGAACACAAAUCCGGUCAUUUUGACCUCUUAACGCUGUUAGACAUUAUAGAAGAAGAAAAAAAAUCACCUGGACGACUGAAAACCUCCUUAGAACUCGAGAGGAAAAACGCAUUGCCCGCGACACACACCGACCCGAACGACGAUACGAUGCACGUACGAUGAUUAAAGCUUCCAGAUUCGUUGCCAUUUCGAUCCAGUAUUUCGAAUCAUCUUCCAUUAAAAACAGGACGUGCCACUUUAAACGUGUAAAUUCACUAAAGCCAAACCAUAUUUCGGAGAACAUCAUACGAGUGUCUGAGAAAAAAAAAAAAACUAAGAAUGAAGGGUAACGGAUGGCCUGUUUGUAUGUAGUGUAAAUAUGAUCGUGUUUACUUACCCCUGUUUUAGGCUUUAUUACUUUUUAUAAUGCUUUUUAUUUUAUUUUAGGGUUUUAUUUUUAGGUUUUAUUUUGAAAUAUAUUUUGCUCAGAGAAAUAAGUCUGAAUCUCGAGGCUGAAACAAGACGACUGAUUCUGGAAAUGGCCUUGUUUUAAAAACGUCUGGGACUCUCUUGAUUAUUUAUUCCAUUAAUGGCACACCCUCUUUGUUUAACUUUGAGAAAUCCGUUUGAGCUGCACAUACAGUAGCUAGCGUUACUGACACUUGUGAAUUUUUUCACCGAAGGAAACUCUCUCGUGUGUGUGUGUGUGUGUGUGUGUGUGUGUGUGUGUGUGUGUGUGUGUGUGUGUGUGCACUGGUGACUCUGCUCAGCUUUAUUAUUUGCACCUGAUUUUAGCAAAAUGCUCUCUGUGUCUCCAUUUAGUUUAAUUUUUUUAUUCUUUUUUUUUUUUUUCUUGCUAGUACAUUUUCUAUUUAGUCACUUUGGAUUAAUGAUAGAAGAAACUAAGCAUCGAUAUAGUAAUCAGGCUGUGUGGGCAUUAUGCUUGACUAUACCUGCAUCUCUCUCUCUCUCUCUAGCGAUUGAAGAUGAUCAAAUAAAAAUAAAAAUGGCUAACAUCAUUUAUUGUCAUUAAGAAGCGUAAAAAAAAAAGUGCUAUGAUUUAACAUAAGUAAGUAAGGAAAAAAAUUAUUAACUCUAAGCUGAGCUUUUUUUCUGGUUCGAAUUUCUAUCGCUGAUCUACAAAAAAACUUUCAUCUCUGGACCGCAUUUAACCUCAAUCAACACCCUCACAGCUCUCGUCUAUCAGGCGGAACCAACAGGACCAAUUUCACCUCGUUUUCAUUCCAGCCUUUACUCGGAUAUCUUGUGAAGGUUCUUUUUCUAUAGGAUCGUGUGCACCAUAGUAAGCUGUUUAAACACAGGCUCCAACUUCGACCCCAUUAUUUUCACCCGUUUAUCUCUUUUUUCUAGUAAUCCAUUUGAAGUAAUUCAUAGACAUUUUUUAUUAUUAUUUAAUUGUUUUGUUUCAGUCGGGCACAAAUAUUUGUAGAAUAAAGACUCAUACCCAA